AUGUCCACACCCUGCCUGGUCUGCCGCCCAUGUCCACACCCUGCCUGGUCUACUGCCACCCAUGUCCACACCCUGCCUGGUCUACUGCCGCUAUCCCACACCCUGCCUGGUCUACUGCCACCCAUGUCACACCCUGCCUGGUCUACUGCCACCAAUGUCCACACCCUGCCUGGUCUACUGCCACCCAUGUCCACACCCUGCCUGGUCUACUGCCGCCCAUGUCCACACCCUGCCUGGUCUACUGCCACCCAUGUCCACACCCUGCCUGGUCUACUGCCGCCCAUGUCCACCCUGCCUGGUCUACUGCCACCAAUGUCCACACCCCUGCCUGGCCUACUGCCACCCAUGUCCACACCCUGCCUGGUCUGCCGCCAUGCACACCCUGCCGUCUACUCCGCCAUGUCCACACCCUGCCUGGUCUACUGCCACCCAUGUCCACACCCUGCCUGGCUACUGCCACCCAUGUCCACACCCUGCCUGGUCUACUGCCGCCCAUGUCUCACACCCCUGCCUGGUCUACUGCCGCCCAUGUCCACACCUGCCUGGUCUACUGCCACCAAUGUCCACACCCUGCCUGGUCUGCCACCAUGUCCACACCUGCCUGGUCUGCCGCCCAUGUCCACACCCUGCCUGGUCUACGCCGCCCAUGUCCCACACCCUGCCUGGUCUACUGCCACCCAUGUCACACCCUGCCUGGCCUACUGCCACCCAUGUCCACACCCUGCCUGGUCUACUGCCGCCCAUGUCCACACCCUGCCUGGUCUACUGCCACCCAUGUCCACACCCUGCCUGGCCUACUGCCGCAUGUCCAUACCCUGCCUGGUUCUGCCACCCAUGUCCGCACCCUGCCUGGCCUACUGCCGCCCAUGUCCGCACCCUGCCUGGCCUACUGCCACCCAUGUCCACACCCUGCCUGGUCUACUGCCGCCCAUGUCCACACCCCUGCCUGGUCUGCCGCCCAUGUCCACACCUGCCUGGCCUACUGCCACCCAUGUCCACACCCUGCCUGGUCUACUGCCGCCCAUGUCCACACCCUGCCUGGUCUACUGCCACCCAUGUCCGCACCCUGCCUGGCCUACUGCCGCCCAUGUCAGCACCCUGCCUGGCCUACUGCCACCCAUGUCCACACCCUGCCUGGUCUACUGCCGCCCAUGUCCACACCUGCUGGUCUGCGCCCAUGUCCACACCCUGCCUGGCCUACUGCCGCCCAUGUCCACACCCUGCCUGUCUACUGCCGCCCAUGUCCACACCCUGCCUGGCCUACUGCCACCCAUGUCCACACCCUGCCUGGCCUACUGCCGCCCAUGUCCACACCCUGCCUGGUCUGCCGCCCAUGUCCACACCCUGCCUGGUCUACUGCCGCCCAUGUCCACACCCUGCCUGGUCUACUGCCGCCCAUGUCCACACCCUCCCUGGCCUACUGCCACCCAUGUCCACACCCUGCCUGGCUCUACUGCCGCCCAUGUCCACACCUGCCUGGUCUACUGCCGCCCAUGUCCACACCCUGCCUGGCCUACUGCCGCCCAUGUCCACACCCUGCCUGGCCCACUGCCACCCAUGUCCACACCCCUGCCUGGUCUACUGCCGCCCAUGUCCACACCUGCCUGGCCUACUGCCACCCAUGUCCACACCCCUGACUGGUCUACUGCCGCCCAUGUCCACACCCUGCCUGGCCUACUGCCGCCCAUGGCCACACCCCUGCCUGGUCUACUGCCACCCAUGGCCACACCCUGCCUGGUCUACUGCCACCCAUGGCCACACCCUGCCUGGUUCUACUGCCACCCAUGGCCACACCCUGCCUGGUUCUACUGCCACCAUGGCCACACCCUGCCUGGUCUACUGCCGCCCAUGUCCUCACCCUGCCUGGUCUACUGCCGCCCAUGUCCACACACCUUGCCUAGCCUACUGCCGCCCAUGGCUAAACCUUUCCGGCGUACUGCCGCCCAUGGCUGA
This is a messenger RNA of Homarus americanus (American lobster), 1953 nucleotides long. Its product is annotated as early nodulin-75-like. The coding region runs from base 1 to 1953 and encodes 650 amino acids. Lineage: Eukaryota; Metazoa; Arthropoda; Malacostraca; Decapoda; Nephropidae. The record is from RefSeq and is a predicted model, not a curated record. The transcript has a single exon.